Echinococcus granulosus is the source of this 4209-nucleotide messenger RNA. Its product is annotated as Speedy protein A. Gene Ontology annotation, molecular function: metal ion binding; RNA binding; protein kinase binding. NCBI's taxonomy places the organism in Eukaryota, Metazoa, Platyhelminthes, Cestoda, Cyclophyllidea, Taeniidae. Gene Ontology annotation, cellular component: nucleus. Gene Ontology annotation, biological process: positive regulation of cyclin-dependent protein serine/threonine kinase activity; mRNA processing. The record is from RefSeq and is a predicted model, not a curated record. Bases 1 to 4209 code for a protein of 1402 amino acids. The transcript has 14 exons.
AUGCGUGUCGAUAAAGGAGCUUUGAAGAAUUGGCUGCGAACAAAAAUCGAAGCAUUAUCGAUAACAGACCUAACUCCCUUGUAUAAGUACAUUGUUGUCCUAGUCACAAAGGACAAACCUGAGAGCGAGCUUAAGGUCUUCUGUAUAGAACAAUUGGAGGAGCUUCUGGGUGACAAAACGGCCGAUUUCGUCGAAGAGAUGUUCUCAGCCGCUCUCACGGCCUCUAACCCUGGCGACCAAGCCUCGUCCGAGAAGGCCCACGAUGACCGCUGCCAUCGUAGAAUACAGGGUCGGUACAGUCCUCGUCCAAGGUCACCCCACUCAAAUUCUCCCGAGAUUCCUCCCAAACAUCAUAGGUCCCAUUCACCCACAGAUAAUCUCUUUGAUUCAAAUAACCUACGCGCCGGCAGUAUUAGCAAUAACAACAGCAGCAGACGUCUACACAAUCAGAAUCCCUCUGAUUCUCGGCGGCAUCAUCACGAAGCACACGAGUACGACCCUGAGGAUUUCAACGACCGCAACACUUGUCGUCACCGUUCCAGAUCAGAUCACUCCGAUCAGGAGGACUUAGAAGCGCAUAGAGCUCGUUCUUCGCAACGUUCUGAGCGUACUCGCGAGCGCGGUGUUCGGACGGAGAGACCUCGUGGUGGGAAAUCAGAUGACCUUGAGGCUAAUCGACCUCAGCGCCGCCGUUGUCGUAAUUUUGAUGAACGAGGUUUCUGUAUCUACGGCGAUCGAUGCAAGUAUGAGCAUGGGAGUGAUGCUCUUGUGAUCCCUGGCACCACGGCGGCGGCAUGGACUGCCGCAAAUUUGUUUGACACCGCGCUAGCGGCAACUGGGACGUGCCUUCUUCCCACAGCUCCGUCGAACGGUCCGGGUGGGCUGCUGGAUGGCGGCGGUGAUCCUUUGCCGGCAUCAUCUGUGGAACAGGAUGACGAUGAAACCAGUGGAUUGCCCAUUUACAACCCCACUCCGAUUGUAGAGGCUCUCACUCGCAAGCAGUCGCAUCCAUUUCGAUCCCGCUCAGGCGCGGUAAACAACAAGAAUAUCAUUUCCAUUCCAACGGACAACAACGCCUACGAACCUAGUUCCUCCACCCCACCCGCCUACGAGCCUGCACGCCCUGAAAUUGCCGACGAUGGAGCUUCUGGGCCAACACAUCGGCGAUCCACGGACGAGUGUGCGGAGCCAGCGAAUCCACCGCCCUCUGCCACCAUCGCCUCUACCGUCGUCAAUGCCACCGACUACACACCCAGCCCAAUCAGUCGUCAGCAGCAACAAUGCUCUCUCCUUGUUACCAAGUUGCCCUGGCGUCUCAACGAGCCCCAUAGACUGCGAGAGCAUUUCGCACGCUUCGGCAGCAUCGUAAACAUACAGACGCAUUUUGGAGGACAGAACUCCCAGGCUCUGGUUACUUACGCUUCCGUCGCGGAGGCUGAAGCUGCAUAUCGUAGUCCCGAGCCCAUCCUCUCAAAUCGCUUUAUCCGCCUCUCUCUUUGGCCUCCCUCUAGCGGUCCGCACAACGCCGCUGCCAAUGGUGGUGGUGGAGCUGGUCGAAUGACGGGUGGCCGUUUCAGAGGUGCACCCUACAAGCGCCACAUUGAUGCUCUGGGGUUCAGCCAAUUUGGACAUUCUCUUCUGGGCGAUGCUCAGCCAAUAUCUCAGCGUUUGCCUGCCAAAUUCCGCCUGGGUCAGGUCGGAGACUCCGCAAAUUUCCUUAAACGUGGUCACCUCAGGAGUAGUAACACCGCCGCUGCCUCCACCUCUAAAUCCACUCCCAACAACCGAUCCCGUUGGCGUCUCGAACGUGAUGAGAACGGCAAUCCUGUGAGUGGUGACGAGGACGACGAUGAUGACGAUGAAGAGGAGGUAGUGGACGUGGAGACUGUGGGGAACGAUGGUGAAGCCAACCUUCACGAAGACGCGGAUGAGGAACUCUCAAAGAAGCGUUUUCGCGCCUCCGAUUUUGAUGACAUCGACGACUCCUUUGUGCCCAACCGAAACUCCCGCAAUUCCAAUAGCAGUGUUGACGAGGAGACUUCGGACUUGGUGGCGGCAGUGCUUCAGCGCAAAAAGGCUCUCUGGGAGCGUCAGAAGUCGACUGCCCUGAAGGAGCACCAGGCGAAGCUGGCGCAGUUUGAAAAACAACGGGCAGCUCGACAGCAGGUUGAGGCAGAGAAGCGAGCAUUGAUUGUUCAAUUGAGCGCUGAAUUGAAGGAGACGGUGACUGCUCUGGAGACCGUCUCCAACUCCGAGACAAAGCGGACUCUUGUAGCGAAAGCAAAGGGUGUUUGCAAGCGCCUGGAAGAGCUGAAGAAGUCAGUACAAUACCCCACAAAACGUGGGGACGAGGCGAAGCAACAGAACACCGUUCAACAACUUCUACCCGACUCCGUGGCUGCUGAACGUUUGGAGAAGAUUGCAGAGGUAAGGCAGCAGUUGACUGAACUGGAAACUCGGCUCCAAAUCGAGGGGUCGGUUGAAUCUCAGGCUGAAAUUCGUCGAAAAAUUGCAGAUCUUAAAAGAAAGUUGGUGGAUUUAGAGACAAUUCGGCCAAGCGAUCUGGCAGCUCUCAAUGCUGCCGCGAGUCUUUCCAUUCGGGGUCAGACGAAGCUGGACAAACGACCCCGCGUACUCUAUGUCACCGGCCACAGCACUUAUGACGUGGAAGACUUUCGGCAGGCUCUUGCUAUGAGCUAUCUCUACACAGAGUCCUUUCGACCUUUCAUCUGUGGAAACGACAAACAGCCCGUGAUUGAGAUCACCUUCUGCACGCGUGACUUUGCAGAGGCCGCAGUGCGCAUGUUCCCCCAAUUUCAUGGGCGCCAGUUGGUCAUGUCUUUUGCGCCACCCGCCUCCAUGACGCAAGAGCAGCAGCGACAACAACGCGAGGAAAUUGAGGUGAGGACAGAAGGAGCGAAGGAUGAAGGAACGAAUAGUAAUAUCAAAGUGGUCCGCGGUGUCUCUGCUUGUGCCUUGGAUGAGGAGUUGGAUAGUUCUGUGGAAUGCGCAAGUCGAGGGAUCAGGGGAUGGCUGAAAGAUGAGGGGUCGUGCUACGUAAGUACGCCUGUCACUAUGAUUACCUUGACAAGGUGGAGGAAGCACAUAGAGGACGUAAAAAUCGAUCGCGGAGGCAAGAGCUUGAUCAUUAUGAACCGAAGCUGGUUUGAUGAAAUAACCAGCAUCGAAAGCGCCUUCUCCGAUUCUCAUACACUAUAUUUUAUGAAGAAAAGGAACGUUAGAUACACGCCUUCAGCAAAUUCGCAGAGAGUAUCAACACAUUUGUGCAAACGCAAGCGCUCUCCCAAAACGCAGGAAAAAAUGAACAGAGUACCGAUUACAACUGUGAUUCGUGAUCCUGAACGCAGUGUUUGUAUCAUUGAUCAAGAAGAGGUUGACCAGUUUUUAAACCUAAUAUUUGAUCCAGUUAUAUGCAAAUUCCUCAGAUUUGACAAGUGUUAUAAAUAUGCUGAUAAGGUGAGAUCUUAUGACAUAACCUAUUUUCAGUAUUUGCUGUCAAUGACCUUUGUUUACUUUAAACGAUGCCACUUUGCCCUUAAUGAAUAUAGCCGGACCAACUUUUUCUGUUGUUUAUACCUUGCGCAUGAUAUUGAAGAAGACGACGAGGAUUUAAAAUAUGAAAUAUUCCCCUGGGCGCUUGGGAUCAAGUGGCGAGAUAAAAUUUCUUCAUUCUUACAGAAAAAGGAGUGCCUAUGGGCGAGGAUGCAUUACAGAGCCAUAGUGGGCGCCAAAUGUUGCGAUGAUUUGCUUGCAAUUUUCGCUUGUGACGAUAUAUCCAAACGAACGCGACAACCUCACCAUGGAGGUGCAAAACGGGCGUAUCUAAAGAGUCCUCUUUCCAAUAUGCCAAAGGGACCAAAGUUGGCACCCCGAAAGUGCAGAUUGUGUGAUCAGAUGGAUGACACAUCUGGAACCAUUCCAACGCUUUUUUCAUAUCCAAGAAAGUCAUUUGGAUAUAAUGAUAGUGGUACAGAUGGGGUUUAUUCACAAGAUGGUGAAUCAUAUGUGGACAACGAAAUUUCUUAUGAAGAUGAGACGUGGCUAUCUCAGGAAACCUUCACAUCUGACAACAACUUUGUUAUCUUUAACCAGGCCGCCCUUUACAGCCCAAAACGAAUCUGUUUGAAGCUGCCUUGGGUCGAGUUUGCGCGAACUUUGUCUAGCACAGGUCAAGCAUCCCAGUUCUGA